UAGAUUAUUUGUGCAAGCUUAUGGUCAAAGCUCAACCCUCUAUAAUGUAUAUAGGAAUGGUCCUCUGCCCACUUAUCAGAUAUAGGCAAAUUGGUUCAUGGUUCCAAAGAAACAAUUUGGUAUUUCUUAAAUAUUUUAGCGACAAUUAUAUUAUAAUGAGCUACAAAACAUAAGAUCUAUGAUAACUAAAUAACGGCUGCCACUAUAAAAUAGCAUAUUUAUUAAACAGGAAAGACUUGGCAGCUAAUAUUAACAGUGGGAUACCAAAUAUUGUAUUUUUAGCGACUAUUGGGUUCCAUGUCAUAUAAGUACUUAUGUUUGAACACAUUUUUUUAGCUAUUAUGUAGGCAACCGUCAACAAAUAUAAAAAAAAUCGCUGGCUAUUAUGACGUAGACUAUUUUUGGUUUCAUUCGAACGAACGCGGUCCUUUAUUUCAUUUAAUCCUCCACUAAUAAAGUUCAAACAUUAGACCAAUAAUAUUUUUUGCAUGUCACAAUUUCUUCCUCCUUGUAAAACACUGGUAAAAAUCUCUGAGAAUUCAAAUUAAAAUAUAGCCAAUAGAAUACAAUAUAAAGUUGCCAGUAUAAACUUAAAAUUCUAUUUUACAGUAACUGCGAACCCAUUACUUAUUCUACUCGUUUUAACUAUUUUUAAAAUCCUAAACAAGAUUAGUUUUUCGCCGCGUGUGCCAUAAACAUGAGGUGCUGCGAUUUCGAUCCCACGGGCUUGUGGUACAAUGACCGGCGCGAAUAUUGAGCGCUGACCUUCACCUGCGCAGAAGUUCGUUUUUGGGUCCCUUUUGCGGUAUGUGAGGCGCAGGGCGAACUGAGUGCAGUGAUUGGCCCGCAGCGCAUCGCGUGAUCGCGUCAUAGCCGUCAGUCGUGAUUCGUUCUUUGCUGCAGUUGUACGUACCCCACGACGCGUACACUUCCGAACAGUUAAUUUGACACCAACUUUAAACGGCAAUGUUUUAAUUAUAUGGUAUAAGAUGUCAAGGAAAAACACUGUUUUAAAUGGACAAGCCAGAAAACUGGUUUACCAUGUACACUGUUUUAUGCAAAAGGAGGCUAAAGAAGGAGUCAGCAAUUUAAAACAAGUUCAAAAAAGAACAGCCGAGGCUACCAACACAUCUGUUGCAACUGUGAGACGUAUUAUAAAAGAAAGUCGCGAAGAUGGGUUUAUGUCUACAUUUAGAACACCAGGAAAAAAGCGACCGAGAGCAAAACCUGUCACGGGUGUUGAUGACUUUGAACAGGGAGUAAUUAGAAGGUGUAUACACAAUUUUCAUAUCACCGAGAAUGAAUUGCCCACUGUAGAAAAAUUGCGAAGAAAACUGCAGCAAGAUAUAAAUUUUCAAGGUUCCGAACGAAGUUUGAGGAGAAUUAUUGAGAUUUUAGGGUUCAAAUGGAAGAAUACGGAAAUUAAUAGGCCAGUGCUGAUAGAGACCUCAAAUAUUCGAUUAAAAAGAAUCGAAUAUUUAAAACGAAUGAGCCGGUAUAGACAUGAAGGAAGGCUUAUAGUAUAUACGGGUGAAUCAUAUAUAGAUUCUUCUCAUUCAACUCCCGCAGCCUCGUCAGAUGAGUCGACUAACAGUAUUAAAAAACCUAUUUCAAAAAGAGAGCGGGUAGUCAUUGUUCAUGCCGCGUCUGAGACAGGUUUUAUUCCAAAUGCAUUACUCACAUUUGUAGCAGGUAUUAAGACAGGCGAUUACAACGACAAUAUGAACUUAGAAAACUAUGAGAAAUGGCUGCGAACUCAGUUAAUUCCAAAUCUGCCACGUAAUUCCGUUGUGGUAGUUGACAACGCUUACUACCAUAACAAACAAGCACCAACAUCAAAUGCCAAAAUAUCGGAACUUCAGGAGUGGUUAACAGAAAAAGGCAUUGAAUAUAGUGAGGAUAUGUUGAAACCUCAGCUAUACGACCUUAUAAAAUCAAACAAGGGCAAGCACAAGAAAUUCAGAAUAGGCAAAAUAUUGUCUGAAUAUAACCAUGACGUAAUACAACUACCUCCGUAUCACAAAGAUCUGAAUCCGAUUGAGAUGGCAUGGGUUGAGAUUAAAGGGUACGUAUCCAGGAAGAACGUUACUUGGACCAUCAAAGGAGUGACUGAAUUAAUUAAAGAAAAUUUGGAAUUAAUGGGUGCAAGCGAGUGGAGUGAGUUAUGCGAAAAAGUAAGAAAUAUUGAAGAGGAGUACAAACGAAGUGAUCGCGUGGUUGAUGCUUUAACAGAAGAAUUGAUUAUUCAGAAUGAAGACUCCGAUGUUGACAGUCAUACAGAUGGUGAUGAUGAUGAUGACGAUGACGAUGAUGAUGAUGAAAAGCCAACUGCCGUUACUAGUUGCUUUGUGAAAUGUGAGUUAAUGGAAGAUGACACACCGUAACGUUUCGUCACUACCUGACGCAUAAUUUUUAAUAUCUUCUAAAAUAUAUUGUUCUAUUUUGUAACAAAAAAGG
Messenger RNA from Trichoplusia ni (cabbage looper), 2457 nucleotides. RefSeq lists its product as uncharacterized. Gene Ontology annotation, molecular function: nucleic acid binding. Bases 990 to 2384 code for a protein of 464 amino acids. Lineage: Eukaryota; Metazoa; Arthropoda; Insecta; Lepidoptera; Noctuidae. The transcript is spliced from 2 exons. The record is from RefSeq and is a predicted model, not a curated record.